Penicillium malachiteum is the source of this 1689-nucleotide messenger RNA. RefSeq lists its product as uncharacterized. Lineage: Eukaryota; Fungi; Ascomycota; Eurotiomycetes; Eurotiales; Aspergillaceae. The record is from RefSeq and is a predicted model, not a curated record. Gene Ontology annotation, molecular function: nucleic acid binding. The transcript has 3 exons. Bases 1 to 1689 code for a protein of 562 amino acids.
AUGCAGGAAGAGGCCCGCAAUACUGAAUUCCAUCCCCGAUCCUGGGCGCACAGCAAGCUUAGACAUAAGGCCGUUAAAUUCGUGAGCGCAGGGCAUCUGCAAGGAAGUAACAACGAGGCCGAUAAGGAAACCGAUAAGACAAACUCUCCGACAGAGACCGAGAAAGAGGCGACCGAGCUUGAAACAAAAGAUUCAUCGGAACCAGAGGAGGAUGAUGGAGACGAUUUCUUUGUUUUGGACUCUAAAGGAGCAGAUGUCGAACCUACAGGACUUCCGAACCCCGUCGCAUACGUUGAUACUACGGAUAGCGAGUCCAGUGAAGAUGAAGUCGUCUUCACUGGCCGACAGAACAGCCGGAAGCCAGUCAUCAUCGAGACAGACGCGGUUGAGCUCCAAUUCUACUUGCAAACACUCUCGAAACCGCAGCCUCUGGCUGACUCUACCCAUCACUCCUCUACCACACACCAUCAUACACCGAAACAAAGCUAUUCAUCGGAGGAGGAUCUUGGCACACCAGAAGAUAGCAACUCAGGCAUAGGUCAAGAAUCCAAUACAGAAGAACUCUUGCAAGCACAAGUCGAAGCUGGGGUCGGGAUUGAGGUCGCAGGGCUGGAGGAGGAGAUGCAAAGUCAUUCUAUGGAAGAGGCGGAAGUUCAAGGUUCAAUCGACGGUAAGGUGUCCCACCGGCUGCUCUCCAAAAUCCAUUUGGAUACCGAAGCCAAUUCGUCCUCAAGCUCGGACGAUGAUGAUAUGGACAUGAGCUUAUCUGAUGAAUCCGAGGAUGAUGAUUUGGACGAUAUGGAUGACGAGGGUCUACUUGAAGAACUGGCCAUGAGCUACAGAAAUCAAGAACGAGACGCUGGGAGCGGUGCUUUCCCAUCAGCAACAGCAUUCGCGGAUGCGCUUGACAAAGAUCCCUACUACGGUCUUGACAUUAUGGACUUCGACCGACCGAGUCUGCAAAAGAAAUCCAAGAGCAAGAGAGCACCCCAACUUCAGGAUCUCUUGCUCUCGGACAGCGACCUAGAAUCCUAUCUAGAAGGGGUCUGGCAAAAGGACCGCACCAAAAAGAAGGCCAGGAAACAGGAACGAGAAGAGCUGCGCGCUCAAGGUUUAUUGGGUAGAAAGCCAGGAGAUGCUGACCUCGCCGUUAAAUAUGAUAAGGGGAUGAACCUGGAAGAGUUGAUCUCCGAGAUCAGGACAUUCCUUCUUUCUUCCAAAACCAGUCUCUCUCUACCACCAAUGACAAAACAUCGACGAAAGACGAUCCACGAAAUGGUGGGCAAAGUGCCGUUGAAAUCGCAGUCUCGUGGUAAUGGUCCAUCUCGAUUCCCUGUUCUCAUCAAAACAUCUCGUACACCCCAGUACACACGCAAGACCAUCUCCCAGUUCGAUAAUCUCUUUUCUUCAAAGAAGUUCAAUCGUCGGAUCUUCCAAUCCUGGGGUCCGGAUACACACAAAACAGCCAAGCCCAAGCGGGGAGGCGGAGGCGUCACUGCUGGAGUGUCAUACAUGGAUGGUGAUGUGGUAGGUGGAUCGGCACCUGAAAUUGGUGCUGGAAACAGAGGACGAGCCAUGCUGGAGAAGAUGGGUUGGAGCAGUGGAACGGCUCUGGGUGCCAUGAAUAACAAGGGAAUUCUUCAACCUGUCACGCAUGUGGUCAAGAACUCACGCACGGGUCUUGGCUAA